Exserohilum turcica Et28A is the source of this 1392-nucleotide messenger RNA. RefSeq lists its product as uncharacterized. NCBI's taxonomy places the organism in Eukaryota, Fungi, Ascomycota, Dothideomycetes, Pleosporales, Pleosporaceae. The transcript has a single exon. Gene Ontology annotation, biological process: secondary metabolite biosynthetic process. The coding region runs from base 82 to 1392 and encodes 436 amino acids. Gene Ontology annotation, molecular function: FAD binding. The record is from RefSeq and is a predicted model, not a curated record.
CAUCCACCAUAACUCUUCAGUAACCCAACCACGAAGAAAACAGCACGACGAAAGCGUACUCCAACACCACACACGACGAACAUGGACAAAGCCACUUUCGAGAACCACGCACAUCUCCCUAUCGCAAUCAUUGGAGGUGGCCUUGGUGGGUUAGCGCUCGCCAUUGGGCUCACUCGGCAUGGCGUCAAGGUGCAUAUAUAUGAGAGCUCCUCCGAAUUCUCGGAAAUAGGCGCCGGAGUGACGUUUGGAACCAAUGCAACGAAGGCGUUGCAUCUAAUCGAUCCGCGCUUACUGCAAGGCUUCAUGAAACAUGCGACUUUCAAUGCCGACCCGGAGCGACAUAACACGUUCAAUACAAUCCUGUGGGGUAUGGAUGAAAGGCGGCAUGGUGGGCACAAAGCCGGAGACUUUGCCUUUCACCAGGAUGACAAAGGGCACUAUGAGGGUGAAUUGGCCGGGCUUGGUAUGAAGGGCCGCAUACACAGAGCCCGUCUCCUAGAUGAGAUGGUGGCUCUGUUGCCAGAAGAUAUCACAAGCUUUAAUAAGAGUUUUGUCAGUGUUCAAGAUGCUGGGAACGGUAUGUUGAAGAUGAGUUUUGCUGAUGGGACAAGUGCGCUUGCCAGUGCGAUUAUUGGCUGCGACGGUAUCAAGAGUAAAGUCCGGCACCACGUCUGUGACCCGGAUGUCCAACCAAAGUCCGCCGGCGAAUGCGCGUUCCGGGCAAUGGUUCCGGGUGGUGAAGCUAGGAAGAUGUUGGGAGACGAAAGGGCCUUGAACAGCCAACUAUAUUGUGGUUAUGGUGGAUACAUCAUCACCUACCCUGUGGAACAUGGCCAGUUUAUCAACAUGGUUGCCUUGCCACAAGAUGAGCCCACUCCUGGAGUGAACGAAGACGCCUGGACCGUACCCACAAAUGCGGACGAGAUCAGAAAGCGAUUUCAUGACUGGUAUCCGCCUCUUAUUGAGCUCAUGGCCCGCCAUCACCUCCCCUCUAAAUGGGCUCUGUUCACUCUCCAACAUGAUUCACCCUACUUCAAAAACCGCAUUUGUCUCCUCGGCGAUAGCGCACAUGCUACCACACCACAUAUGGGAGCGGGAGCUGGUAUGGCCAUGGAAGAUGCGUAUAUCCUCAGUCACCUGGUUGCUUCGGCAGGAGGUAUCGCUAAUAUCGAGGCGGCAUUCCAGGCCUAUGACGCCGUAAGACGUCCAAGAACGCAGCAGUGCAUCAAGUACAGCCUAGACGCAGCUCAGGCCUAUGACUUUGCUGUUGAAAAUGUCGGAGACAACAUGGGCAAGAUAGAAGACAUGCUCGAUGAGAGAUUUGAGUGGUUGUGGCAUGAAGACCUAGAAGCGCAGCUGUUGACCGCAAAGGAUCUCCUACAGAGCUGUUGA